CGCAGUUACAGUGGUUACUCUGAGCUGCUAGAGACGCAGAUCUAAAGCAGAUCUAAAGCAGAUUUAAAGCGGAACUGAAGAGGAAUUACAAUCAUACAACUUCUUCUACGCACUUAUUUACUGAAGGCAUUAAAGGGAAUUAAAGGAUCAAAUUUUACUCACUAUGGGAGUUCGUGGACUUCACGGCUACAUCGAGAGCAACAGUGAUUUUCUGAAGACCAGCUUCUUUAGAGAAAGCAAACUCGUCAUCGAUGGAUGCAACUUGUAUUACCUUCUUUACUUCAAGUCUCACCUGGACCAAGCACACGGCGGGGAUUACGAAGACUUUGAGAAAAUAGUUACACUGUUUUUUAAAAAUCUCAGACUCUGUGAUAUUGAGCCCUACGUGGUGCUCGAUGGGGGGACCGACGUCAGUGACAAAAAAUUUGACACCCUGAAGACUAGACGCCAAGACAAAAUCACAAAAGCCGAUGCCUUGUCCAGGGGCCAUUCAGGAGACGUUUUACCCAUUCUCACCACAAAUGUGUUCAAGCAGAUCCUCCAGAAACUCGGGAUUCCCUUUAUUCAGUGUCUGGCAGAAGCGGACUGGGAAGCAGCCGCAUUGGCCAACGAGUGGGCGUGUCCUGUUCUGUCCAACGACAGCGAUUUCUACAUCUUCGGCAACCGGGGCGGAUUUUUGCCCCUCAAUCAUUUCCAGUGGACGGAAGUGAGACUGAUGAGAAAGGGUAAAAAAAAAUUCAUCCCUGCCAAGUCAUACCAUGUUCGAAAUGUGUGUACUGCUUUUAAUAGCAUGAAUAAAUAUAAUCUUCAACUUUUUGCCACCAUCCUGGGCAAUGACUACACCAAACUGGACAAGAGUGCGUUUCCAAACUUCUCAAAGUUCUCAACCAGACCUGGAGGAAUCGCCCAGAUCGAUGGCUUACUCGUGUGGUUAUCACGCUUCCCCAACCCAAAGGAAGCCAUCGCUGGUCUCCUGAGCCCCCUGGGGAAGAACAUCAAAUCAGCCAGCAUUCGAAAAUCAAUAUAUCAGGGAAUGGCAGAGUACAGACUCAAUCCCAGCUCCAUUGCCCAGUUCUUCAUAAGCGGAGAACCUCAGAUCAAGCUUCCAGGCCCUUUACAGAACCUGCCGGACUGGAGUCUGAAACCUCUGGCAGAAGGUAAGCUGGCUUCCUCAGUCAUUGACGUCCUGACACUGCAGAGGCUCAUGAUGAACAUCCAGGUGGAGGAUUUUGGACUGAGCAGCAGCAGCGAGACGUCUCGGCCGAUACGACAGGUGAUGUACGGCGUACUGCUGUGUACCAGGUGGAAGAAAGUCGGUAAACGCAGCACGUCUUCUGGAGAGAACCAGCAAUACUACGUGGAGGAAUACGACAGGCAGGAAAUAACGCUGAGCAGCACCAUGGUUCCAGCUGUUCUACUGACACGUGUAGUAACACACCUUCACCUGGACUCGCUGUGGGAGGCACCUGAGAAUGUACGCCUGCAGGUCCUGUUGGAUGCCCUGUGUGUGUCUCCGGUGUUUAAUUCUCGCAUCAUCCCCGAAAAUCUGCAGCUAGCCGUGUAUGUCACAGGUUUCUGGCUAAAUCAUGCGCAACCCGAACCAACAGCGGAAAUGUUCUGGGCUUUACUCAUCGGCCUGGUCUACGGACACCUGUGCAGAGAACAUCGGACUGUGAUCGGUAAAGAUCAGACUGAGAUACUUAAGGAUCAAACUGAGAUAGAGGCAGACACGGUGAUUUCGAGGUUUAAAAAGCUGCAGGAACGUACAGGUCAGAAGUUUUUGGACCUGGAGCUGGCUCACGCUUACUGUCAGUGGCAGUCCUGUCUGAAGGACAGCUUCAAUCUGAACCAGCUACUGAAUCAUCCCGUCCCUGAGCCGGAGUUAGCAUGGUUGUACAGAGGCUCUCUGGUGCACACCGUCGCUCAGGAGUUGAUGAAGGGCGUCGAACCAGAGUCUCUUCUCACCGGAGCCUCUAUCUCCGUGGAUCUUUACCGAAAUCUCCAGGCCGCGGUGGAGCGCGAGCUGGACGACGACUUCAUCGUGAGAAUGAGGACGAGGGCGGGGCCGAGAGCGCGAAGGGUGUGGAACGAUCCAGCGGACGAGAUGAGCAAAAUGUUCAAACAUCUGAUGGCUGAUGAAGACGACGAUGAUGACGGUGACAAUAUUUUCGAGGAAACCUGCAGCGUUCGCACCAGACACGUAAGCCGAGCUCGCACGGAGGAUCCGAGAGCCAAGAAAUACGAGCUUGUGAAGUGGUGUUAGAUACGACUGAAUCAGGACAACGCUGCAGUCAGACACUAUGAUCAGAGUCGCCAUAAUCCUUCACGUGUUUUUAAAAAAAAAUGGAAAAUAGGAAAUUAUUCCCAGGAUAUCGCUUUUAUUUAGAUUCUAAUGAACUGUGUGUUUUAAUUGUGGCGCAUCGCAUGAAUUGUACCAGACUUGUGUUUACUCCUUAAGGGGAUUUGCUCUGACUCGGGUCUGAGCAUGACACAUCAGCAUGUGUGUGUGAAGUGUUUUCAAGAUUUAUCAGCAAUAUUUACGGAGCCACAGGAGCCUCAUGAUAAAAUAAGCACUAAACAACUAACACACAAAUCACACAUCGUAGUCCGUCUGUAUUCAUGAACCAGCAGAGUUUCUCCAGUUAUAUUUCUACUACACAGAAAUAUCAAGCUCUAUUCUAAUCCUUUCACUUUUAGUGUAUGUAGAAGAACCAGAGCUGUCACAAAUACCAAAGCAAGAGGCUUUUGUAAGACUAAUCCCAAAUCUGACCAGACCUGAGCCGAAUAUUAGUCAUAAUUAAUCCCUUUUCUUUUUCACUAGAAUUCUUUUUUCUCCACUUAUAAAGUGUUCAAACAAACAAAAACCCAGACAAUUAUUACUGUAUUAUUAUUAUUUGUAUUGUAUGAUAAUAUUUUUUGUUGUUUAAAUAAUAUUAGAACAGAUAUCUACAUUAACAACCCCCAAAACCCAUUCACAUGACAAGUAAUGUAAAUAUUUAUUAUUACUGUAAUAUUAUUUCAUAUUUUAUUAUCGUAAACGAUUAGGGUUCGCACUGCUGUAUUGUUCCGCGUUCAUGUUCUGAUAAUGACGGCUGUUUACGAUAACGUUAAUACUUUACGUCAGUGUGAAUAAAGAGUAAGUCAUUUUAACAAAUGAAUAGAGCAAGUUAAUAAGUAUUAAUUGGCGUUUAUUUUUAAAUGUCAAUGAAACACAGUGCAGGAUGCGUUCAUGUUUAUUCAAUCCCUGAUUAAAAUACGUCAAUGACUGUUACACAGCACUGACACUGGAGACUCCUUCCCUACAUGUUAAUUAAAUAAAUAUCUCCUUACAGCAAACUUCACCAUACACACUUUCUUUUCAUUAAAUAAUUAAAUUAAUAUAAAGCUAUGAUUUUAAUUACUUCAGGCCUUCACUACUGUCAGAGCUUCUGGUGUAGAAAAUUACUCAACACCUUCUGACCAAUCGGAUUAGAGAACUGAACGUGGGUGAGGUAUGAGGUUAAUUUAGUUUAUUCCGCAUGUUUGAUGUGUUGUUUUAAGAAACAUCAGUUAAUACAAGUGUUAGAUAUUUUUCUGGUGAUGUACUAACACUGGAGUUACUAAUAUCAGUUAAAUGAACGUUAAUGUAAAGCGUUAUUAUGAUCAUUAUCUCUCUGAAGACAGUGUGGGGAUCACACACAUGUGUCAGGAACAGAAAUAGAAAUGAUUAGGAAUGAAGAUUAUGUUGAAAUGAGAUUAUUUGAGUGUGUUGUAGAGUUUAAUCUAUCAUGCUGUGGUGUUUCGGUGUUUUCUGUCUUUUUUUAACAGUAUAAAAUAACUGUAUAUAUAUUUUACUGUAAAGAUCAAUUUCAUAAUGAAUUCAUUGUAAAAACAAAAAGCAAUAGAUUGUCAAAUGUAAAAAAAUAUUUAAAUAAAAUCUGUCGCUAUA
Messenger RNA from Ictalurus punctatus (channel catfish), 3928 nucleotides. Its product is annotated as protein asteroid homolog 1. The record is from RefSeq and is a predicted model, not a curated record. The coding region runs from base 164 to 2263 and encodes 699 amino acids. The transcript has 5 exons. Lineage: Eukaryota; Metazoa; Chordata; Actinopteri; Siluriformes; Ictaluridae.